Molecule: messenger RNA, 711 nt
Organism: Tigriopus californicus
Lineage: Eukaryota; Metazoa; Arthropoda; Copepoda; Harpacticoida; Harpacticidae
Exons: 1
Coding region: 1-711 (236 amino acids)
Biological process (GO): DNA integration
Molecular function (GO): nucleic acid binding
Source: RefSeq, a predicted model, not a curated record
AUGGGGAAAAUUGUCUCGGAUUUGGCCCACAAUAUAUCCGGGGACCUCAACGUCGAGAAUAUGUGUACUUUGGCUUGGAAGGACAACGAUUACCUCGCCCUACAUUGGGCCGUGUUGGGGGGAUUUGAAGGCGAACUGGCACAACACACCUACCUUUGCCUCUUCACAAAGAUGAGAGAGGAGCUAAUGAUCAACGGCGACCUUGUGCUUCGUAAUUGCUGGAUUGUUAUCCCUCCAACGGCUGUCAAGGGCGUACUCCGCCAUCUCCAUUCCUUACAUCAGGGAACCGAGAAAACAAAACGACUAGCCCGCCAGACUGUUUUCUGGCCAGGACUAACUAAUGACAUUGCCACCACCAUUCAAACCUGCACCAAAUGUCAAUACUAUUGGCCAAGUGCGAUAGCGGAACCACUCGUCCAAGACACCGUCUCGACUAUUGAGAAGGUGACCAGCGACCUUUUCAUGUUUGGCUCUCACCAUUAUCUGGUUUACGCGGACCGUUACUCCGGCUAUCCCCUCUUAUCCCGAUUUUCCUCCAGUCCUUCCUCAUCUGAUCUCAUCAAGGAAUUUCGCUUCUACUUUUCUCUUAUGGGGACCCCGAACAUCCUUCGGAGCGACAAUGGCCCACAGUACCGCUCCAGUCUUUUCCUUGACCUCCUGCGCGAUUGGGGCGUACAACGGCCAUGCCGAGGUCACAGUGAAAAUUAUUAA